GGCUUUUUUUUGAGGCGCGGCGGCGUGAGCGAUGCACUGGUCGCCUGGCCGCGGAGAUUAUUGAAUGGCAAAGCUCUCGAGAGGGCUUGAGCGAUCAAUGACUGCUCGCGCGUCUGCAGCCCAAAAGGUCGCCCUGGACUCUCCGGCCCUCUCGCAGUGCUGGCGGCCUGCUGUGGGCCGUGUGGCGAACAGCGGUAGCUGUACUUAAGCGGGUAGUCGCAUUAGUGCAUUUUGCACCGGCUCGUGAAGGUGCACGGCUGGCGUCGCCCGAGCGGCACGUCAACACACUGAUUUAAGCACAGCAGAGGGCUCAGCAUAUUGAUUUGUCGCGGCGCGGCAAUGAAAACCCUGCGACGCGUCCUGAGCAUGGCGGCGCAUGCCGUAGCGUUUGAACGAGCCAUCGUGACUGGCGCCGGUUCCGGCAUCGGACGAGCGACGGCGGCCGCGUUGUGCGAGCGCGGCAUCGAGGUGUACGGCGUGGGCCGCCGCGAGGGCGCGCUGCGCGAGACGGCGACGCGGAUAGGCGGCGACAAAUUUCAUGCUGUGGUCGCGGAUGUGGCGACGCCCGAGGGCCGCGGCGCCAUCGCCGACCGUCUCGACGGCACGACACCCACCGUGGUGGUGCACAACGCCGCGACCACCGGCCCGCUCGGGCCCCUCGACACGUUGACGCUGGACGGGUUCCGGGCGACGAUGGCGUCGAACGUGGAAGGACCUUUGUUCCUGACGAAGGCGCUAAUGCCGAAACUCGCGAGGGGGUCGCGCGUGCUGCACGUGUCGACGGGCGGCGCGCACCAGGGCUUCGACGGCAUGCUGUCGUACUGCGCGUCCAAGGCCGCGCUGCGGUCGGUCUACGAGUCGCUCCGGGACGAGUACGCCGGACGUAUUAUUUUUGGUUCGGCGCAGCCGGGCGUCGUGGCGACGGAGAUGAUGCGCGGGUUGGUCGAGGACACGGACGACUCCUUCGCGAUCCGCGAUUAUUUUACCGGGUUUUUGUCCGCUGUGCAUAAAUCAAAUUGUCGCGGCGCGGCGACGUGACACCAGCUCGAUGGCGUGGCGGUGUGGUCCUACACCACUCGAUUCAGUCAUCGCGGCCGCGUUGUCGCGGAGAAAUGACUUUGUGGAGAAUUAUCUGGUGCCCCCGACUCACUGUUUGAUGCGCACAGGUUGUCCGAGGCGACGCCAGCAGGGGGGCCCACGGUAGGGGGGCCUCCGCCCGUCGACGGACUAAACAGCCCGGAAAACGUCGCCCGCUUCUUCUCGUUCCUCCUGUGUGACACAAACGACGACGAGUUCGGCGAGCGGGACUGGGACAUCCGAGACGCGGCCCAUCACGGCCGUUGGUGAGCGUGAUAUGUAAUUUAUAUUUAGUGUCUCUGUAGUUAAGAAAGAAAAAAA
This is a messenger RNA of Pelagomonas calceolata, 1398 nucleotides long. The record is from the annotation of a GenBank genome assembly. Lineage: Eukaryota; Pelagophyceae; Pelagomonadales; Pelagomonadaceae.